AUGGAGGGCCUCAACAACGGCGACACCGCGUGGAUGGCCAUGUCCUGUGCAUUGGUUCUGUUCAUGACGCCUGGGUUAGCAUUCUUUUAUGGUGGCCUGGUGCGAGACAGCAAUAUCGUCAACACGAUGAUGAUGAGCAUCAUCUCCAUGGGACUGACCACCAUCACUUGGCUGGUGUUCGGAUUUACGUGGUCCUUUGACGAGUGGGGUGCAGGCAAGGGCUUUACCUAUGUGGGCUUCCGCAACCUCGACGCGGUGUGGUCCGGAACCACGAUGCCAGGAAUGACCUUUGCAGUGUUUCAGAUGACCUUCGCAAUCAUAGCGGCUGCUAUCAUCUCUGGGGCCGUGGUCGAGCGCAUCCGCUUCUCGGCUUACGCUAUCUUCAUCGUGGCCUGGGUCCUUGCUGUGUACGUGCCCCUCUGCCACUGGAUCUGGGGCGGCGGCUGGAUUGCCGAGAUGGGCGCGAAGGACUUUGCCGGUGGAACUGUCGUUCACAUCAGCUCGGGCACCUCAGCGAUCGCUCUGGCAUCACUGCUGGGGGAGCGCAAGCACCGUUCCGAGUCCUUCCCCAGCAACCUGCCUUUCGUCAUCUUGGGCGGAGGUAUCCUUUGGCUGGGAUGGACCGGCUUCAACGGCGGCUCCGCCUUCGCCGCCAACGGCGACUGUGCCCUGGCCAUCGCCACCACGUACGUUGCGGCGGCCGCAGCCAUGAUCACGUGGGUCUCCGUCGAGCGCAUCCUCGAUGGAGCUCCCACAUCCGUCGGCGCCAUGUCAGGCGCGGUAGCUGGACUCGUGAACAUCACCCCGUGCGCCGGCUUCGUGGAGCCCCUGGGCGCUCUCGGCGUUGGUGCCAUUGGAGCCAUCUGCUGCGUCUUCGCGGCUCGCGGGUUGAAGAAGCUGAACCUGGUGGACGACUCACUGGACUGCUUCUCUCUGCAUGGCGUGGGAGGCUUCGCAGGUGCCAUUCUUGGCGGCUUCUUCGACACAGGUGAUGGCCUCAUCUACGGGGGUGACGGGCUCCUGCUGGCGAAGAACCUGGCCGGCGCAGCCUUCGGUGUGGUCUAUUCCGCAGCCGUGACCGCGGUGAUCUUCUUCCUGAUGCGCCUCGUCAUGCGCAUGAGGGUCAGCGAGGAGCAGGAGCUGGAAGGCGUGGAUCUCCAUUGCCACUCCGAGGUCGCCUACGGCAAGAACGAGAACUCCGGCAAGCCGAACGCCUUCGGCGAGCACUCCCAGCGCUUCAAGCCCGAGGAGGCCCCAACGCUGCUUACCGGAUCGGGACCCGCCCGCUCCGCGGCAGAGAAGCCUACCGAGGUCUGA
This is a messenger RNA of Symbiodinium sp. CCMP2592, 1317 nucleotides long. The record is from the annotation of a GenBank genome assembly. NCBI's taxonomy places the organism in Eukaryota, Dinophyceae, Suessiales, Symbiodiniaceae.